Molecule: messenger RNA, 1269 nt
Organism: Eruca vesicaria subsp. sativa (arugula)
Lineage: Eukaryota; Viridiplantae; Streptophyta; Magnoliopsida; Brassicales; Brassicaceae
Source: the annotation of a GenBank genome assembly
AUGGCGAAAGUACUAAACUCAACCCAAUCAUGUCAUCUCCCUUCACCCACAAGCUCAUCUUCUACAUCAUGCGGAGGCAAUGAUAUCAACAGAGACCCACAUUCUCCUUUUAACAUUUCUCAAGAAGAGGAAGAAGAAGAGAGAAGCGAGAAAGAAGAAGAAAGAUUCGAGUUUUCGUCAGCAUUGGAGAUUCUUGUCUCUGCAAUCAGAAGGUCUGUGAUUGGUGGGUGUGUUGGUGAAGAAGAUCUUUGUUCAAUGGAGAUUGGUGUUCCCUCAGAUGUUAGACACGUGGCUCAUGUUACCUUUGAUCGUUUCCAUGGCUUUCUUGGCUUGCCUGUUGAGUUUGAACCUGAAGUCCCUAGACGUGCUCCUAGUGCAAGUGCAACAGUGUUUGGUGUUUCUACUGAGUCAAUGCAGCUAUCUUAUGAUACUAGAGGGAACAUUGUGCCUACAAUACUCUUGAUGAUGCAGAGUCACUUGUACAGUAGAGGCGGAUUAAGGGUAGAAGGAAUCUUCAGGAUUAAUGGUGAGAAUGGUCAAGAGGAGUACAUAAGAGAAGAGUUGAAUAAAGGUGUUAUACCUGAUAACAUUGAUGUUCAUUGCUUGGCAAGUCUCAUUAAGGCUUGGUUUAGGGAACUUCCAACUGGUGUGUUGGAUUCACUCUCACCAGAGCAAGUCAUGGAGUCUGAAACUGAAGAAGAGUGUGUGGAGCUUGUGAAGCUUUUGCCUUCAACAGAAGCUUCUUUGUUAGAUUGGUCAAUCAAUCUGAUGGCAGAUGUUGUGGAGAUGGAACAUGUUAACAAGAUGAAUGCUCGAAACAUCGCUAUGGUUUUCGCACCUAACAUGACUCAGAUGUUGGAUCCUUUGACCGCUCUGAUGUAUGCUGUGAAAGUCAUGAAUUUUCUCAAGACACUGAUUGUGAAAACGCUUAAAGAACGUAAAGAAUCUCGAGAGAGGUUGGUGCAAGGCUCGAACCCGGGUCCUAGGGACCGUGAUGGUGAUCAGAGUAGUAGACAGUUGUUGCAUCUCAUGAAAGCUAACGAGGAGGAAGCUGUAGAUGAUACCUUUGAAGCUGAAAUGAAAGACAAAGAAGAGCCUCUGGAACUCAUUGGUUUAAAGUCGUCUCUGAUUAAAAGCUGUAGUGGAGGUUUUGGAGAGAAACAUAAUGGUUGGGAGGAGGAGAAGAAGAUGAAGAGGACAAUGUCUAAUGCGAGUAGUAUUGUGGGACGUGUGAAUUACAGAGUUGAGCUGUUUGAAGCUUGGCGGUGA